AUGGAGAUAGAAGAUACGUGCAAGGUUGUCCUGAGGGUUUAUACGCUUGGAGAUGCGGAGCUGAGUAGGUUUAUAGCAUCAUCUCUUGGAAAGCAGGAGGCACGUAUAUGGCAUACAUCUAUUGAGGUGUUUGGUGCAGAGUAUUACUUUCAGAAUGGAAUUAUGAAAGCGAUGCCUGGAAGCACGAUACAUGGCAUUCCUGUGGCUAUGCAUGACCUUGGUGUAACAAGCAUACCUGAGAUUGUGUUUGAUGACUUCUUGCGCUCAAUACAGGAUGACUUUGCACCUCAUAAAUACCAUUUGCUCAGGAACAAUUGCAAUGACUUUAGCAAUACACUCGCAAUAUACUUGGUUGAGCAAAGUAUUCCUGAAUAUAUUCUGGAACUUCAAAGGGCUGCAUUGAAGUCUGAAUGGAUGUCUUCUGCUGUAGAUAUGUUUUUUGGGAAAUAA
Molecule: messenger RNA, 450 nt
Organism: Ordospora colligata OC4
Lineage: Eukaryota; Fungi; Microsporidia; Ordosporidae
Exons: 1
Coding region: 1-450 (149 amino acids)
Biological process (GO): protein modification by small protein removal
Molecular function (GO): peptidase activity
Source: RefSeq, a predicted model, not a curated record